Messenger RNA from Aphis gossypii (cotton aphid), 150 nucleotides. Lineage: Eukaryota; Metazoa; Arthropoda; Insecta; Hemiptera; Aphididae. The record is from the annotation of a RefSeq genome assembly.
AUAGCACCAAUCAAUUGAUUAAUUCUAUUCAUAUUCUUCUUUCUAAUAUUUUACUUAAUCAUAAAUUUUUUAUAUUUUAGAUUUAUUAAAAAUAUUAAAAUAAAAAAAAAUUUUAAAAAUCAAUUAAAAAAUUACAACAAAUUUAUUUAA